UACUAUGUUUGAAGAGAAGAUGAAUAGAAAUUGUUGUUUAUGAAGCAAAAAGUUUGAGUUAUUUUAUUUUAGUGGUUUUAAUCACUUUAGUUCAAAAUCAAAAAAUUUAACGCUACACACAUUUUAUAAGCUUUUGAAUACAAAUUUUUAACACCGUUAGAAUUUGUAACUGUCGUUAAACAUAUAUUAUUAUAUUAAUUUUGUAAGAAAGGAAAUGAGGUGCCACGUCAUAAAUAGAUAUCCAGAAGAUCCCGGACGGAUGGAUAUUAGCUCGCGUGAAAGCAUUUGAAGGUUCAGAAAUGGCGACCCUUUCCUUACCUCUUCCGCAUAAGCUUUCUUCUUCCGGACUUUCCUCCGCCGUCCAACGCCGCCGUCUCUCCGUUCCUUUUCACAUUCAUCCGUCCAUCCGCCUCACCUGUUCCGCUAAUACAAAUAAUUCUGUCUCCACUUCUAAAGAAAACACAUGUCAGUUCAAGGAACUAAGGAAUGUGGCGUGUGGCGUUCUUGCUGCCUUAGCUCUGACUAUCACUUCACCAGUAAUUGCUGCUAAUCAGAGAUUGCCUCCUUUGUCUACAGACCCCGACCGAUGUGCACGUGCAUUUGUUGGAAACACAAUAGGUCAAGCUAAUGGUGUAUAUGAUAAAGCAAUCGAUCUCCGUUUUUGUGAUUACACGAAUGACAAAACAAACCUUAAAGGGAAGUCUUUAGCAGCAGCACUUAUGUCUGGUGCCAAAUUUGAUGGUGCUGAUAUGUCUGAGGUUAUUAUGUCCAAAGCGUAUGCUGUUGGAGCUAGCUUUAUAGGUACUGACUUUACAAAUGCGGUUCUUGAUCGAGUCAACUUCGGAAAGGCUAACCUUCAAGGAGCUUCGUUUAAAAACACUGUGCUAUCGGGUUCCACAUUUGAAGAUGCUCAGCUGCAAGACGUAGUGUUCGAGGACACGAUUAUCGGGUAUAUCGACCUUCAAAAAUUGUGUGUAAAUAAAACUAUCAGUGACGAUUCAAGAGCUGAACUCGGGUGUCGAAAUUAGAAGAUUUAUGGCAUUAUAUAAUCCUUGGUGUAUUUGUUAAAUAAGUUGGGGGUGAAUUUUUGUUGUAUAUUGUUGGAGAUAGACAUACAUGUGGAACUCCUUGGUUAAAAAAAUGGAGAGCAGUUUUUUUAUUAAUUAUGAAAGAAAUAUAAAAAUUGUUUUCAUUA
Messenger RNA from Helianthus annuus (common sunflower), 1195 nucleotides. RefSeq names its product thylakoid lumenal 17.4 kDa protein, chloroplastic. NCBI's taxonomy places the organism in Eukaryota, Viridiplantae, Streptophyta, Magnoliopsida, Asterales, Asteraceae. The record is from RefSeq and is a predicted model, not a curated record. The coding region runs from base 300 to 1028 and encodes 242 amino acids. The transcript is spliced from 4 exons.